AUGGAAGACACAACAAUUUUACUUGUUGGUAAUGCCUACCCAGUGUCAUACAAUGCGAAAGAAGUGGAUCGACUUCUAAAGUUUUAUGAUCUGAAAAGAAAGGGAAAGAUAGCUCGUGGAGAAAUAGUUGAUGAAGAUUCUGAUGAAGAGAUGUUUGGAGAUGAAGAAGAGGAAGAUAAAGAUAAUGGUGAUGAUCAAACAGAUGAUAAUCCUGAUGAUGGUAAUGAUAAAGAUGAUAAAGGUGAUGAUGAUAACGAUCAAGGUGCUUCUGGGUUAUUAGUCAAAGAUCCAAUUGUUCAAGAAAGAAUAGAAGAGCUACUGAAUGACGAGAUUAAUGAGCAAGAGGAUGAUGUACAAAAUGAAGCAUCAUCAUCUGGAAAACAACAUGUUGAUCAGGUACUCCUCUCAAACCCAACUGUUAUUUACUUGAAUGUUCCACAAGAAGGUGAGGUUGAGGUUAGAAGAACCAGAGCUGAAAUGCUAGAGGAGUUGGGAUUAGAAGAAGGAAAGUUCAAACUUGAUAUUGAGGAUGAAAUUCCUCAGUCACCAGCUAAAGACUUCGAGCCCAGAUAUGCAUUUGAAGCAGAUCAUUUUGAUGAUGUCAUUGUUGAAGACGCUUCAGAUUCAUCCGAAGAUGAAAUUGAUUUUCAUUAUGCUGGGAUUGAUGAGACAUUUCCUUCAUUUGUUGAGAUGUUCAAAGACAGAAAUUAA
Molecule: messenger RNA, 711 nt
Organism: Helianthus annuus (common sunflower)
Lineage: Eukaryota; Viridiplantae; Streptophyta; Magnoliopsida; Asterales; Asteraceae
Product: trigger factor-like
Exons: 1
Coding region: 1-711 (236 amino acids)
Source: RefSeq, a predicted model, not a curated record